Molecule: messenger RNA, 1815 nt
Organism: Suillus plorans
Lineage: Eukaryota; Fungi; Basidiomycota; Agaricomycetes; Boletales; Suillaceae
Exons: 4
Coding region: 174-1637 (487 amino acids)
Source: RefSeq, a predicted model, not a curated record
GUGAGUCCGAACGGUCACAGACAGCGAUUAGCUGGUGCUUAUUCUGAACUCGCAGCAACUUGGGAUCUGCUCUAGGUCUGGUGGAAACACUCUGUAAACAACAUCGCUCCAACAGUAAUAGACUUUCUAACGUCGCAGCCUGAGUGGGCCAUUGAAUUUUCAUUCACUCUGCAAUGGACUGGGACGUGGGGCCAUCCCCUUCACAAUUCUCCUCAUCAUCCCAAUGGGCGCGCGCCAGUACUCGGCCUGCAUCUGCAAACAUGAGCAUCGACGACGAUGUCGGCUACGUGACAUGGAAGCAAUCCCAACCCGACCCCAUCAUCCGAGAACUCAUGCACAACGCAGAGAGCAAAAAGGAGGGAAAACGAGAACAGAAACCCCGUUUGGAUGCGUCUGAGCACACGUCCACAUGGGCAUCAAGCACCAGCACGUCUGUUCCUCACCGCACGGCAUCCCUCCCCGGUUUUUCCACACCGUCGACAGGCACACUUGCAUCUACGUUUGCGUCUAAUUCAUCGAGAAAACUACAUCCAAUGAAACUCAUCUCGAAGAAAGUACCCCCGUCGCGUGCGUAUUCAUCUACCGCACCUGUCAAGGAUGGCGUCUCUUCCGAAUCAGAACUGGCCGCGAGGUACCUUCAUAUCAUACGUAAUGGCACUGCAGAGAUGGACGAGAAUUCGAGGCGAAAGCAAGCUGCGAAGGCGAAGGUAGAAAAAGAGGCGGCGAGUGGCACGCCGGGGGAUAUCGCGACCCGGAAGAAUACUUGUGCAUCUUCGUCUGUGUCGAGGUCCACAUCUACCGCGUUAACUGCAAGGCCUUUAAAGAAGACGGCUAGUAUCUCGUCUACUUCUUCUGCACCUCUGCGAGGAAAUGUGAUCAGUAGAUCAUCGAGCUCUGCAACUAUCAAGCCUACAGUUAAACUUUCUAGAGACAGUGGCACAUGCGGGGACAUCCAGAUGACGUUGGACUCAGACCGAGAUACGGAUCGCGAGGAAAGCACUUUCACCGAUUUUGCAGGUGACUUCGCUCCAAACGAGUCUUUCUCGAUGCACGUAGAUGACGUCCUACCUCCUCCCAAGCGUGCUGUGGGGAGGACCCCCAGUAUUGUUAUGGACACCAGCCCUACGGCUUCUUCCUCAAACUCUGGGUUUACGCCUCCUUUCAAAAUUCUCGCAACUGCAUCCACCUCCGCAUCUGCAGCAGUUACAGAGAAGAUACCCCAGUCGAGACAUGUUGUAGCACCCUCAGCAACUCAACGAGGUCCCCCACCGCUGGGCAUGCGCCGGCAACACAAUCUCCCAAAUUCCGGAUUCCCUUUGUCGCAAUCGCGCUACGCCACUACGCAGUCUCCCUAUGCGGCUUCACAAGCAAAGGGACAAAAGCCAGUGACGCUUCCGCCCUUCAAGCCUCCGCUGCUCAAGAAGCCCAACUCGAAACCUACUUCCGCGCCAAAGCAGGUCUUUCAGACUCCUGAAAGCCCGCCGACUUCGACGCCCGAGCUGGUCAAGGACGAUAGCAACGAUGACGGUGAUGAUGAAGAGGAUAAAUUCGGUGCGGCUGGUGCGGAUUCGUCGUUUGACGUGUCUUUUGAUGUGGAUGUGGAUGCCCUGGAGGCGACCAUGCGGCAGUAUGAUUGAUGGGGUGGACGUAUGCGUUUUUGACGCCGGAGACUACGAGAUACAUGUACGCGCAUUCACAUAUAAUACUCACUUUGUGAUUUUGAACUGCAUAUCUGGACUCUUGACUGCUACGUAGACUACAUACCGGCCGGUAUACCAGUCACUAAGUAUUAGGAUACAUUUCCAGACAUCAUCA